Juglans microcarpa x Juglans regia is the source of this 1692-nucleotide messenger RNA. RefSeq names its product protein ROOT PRIMORDIUM DEFECTIVE 1. The coding region runs from base 136 to 1554 and encodes 472 amino acids. The record is from RefSeq and is a predicted model, not a curated record. Gene Ontology annotation, molecular function: RNA binding. The transcript has a single exon. Lineage: Eukaryota; Viridiplantae; Streptophyta; Magnoliopsida; Fagales; Juglandaceae.
CUGAUUAGUCGCAAUCGCAUGUUUUCUUGACUAAUCAAAUACCAAAUACUUCAAAGCUUACGUUUGUACAUUUCUCUCUGCAAAAAUCCAUAAACCCUAAAACCCUACCCAUAAAACCCAGAGCCCCAAAAAAAAAUGCUCCUCCUUAUCGGUCCCUUCAAACACAAAACCCCAACCAUCAAAGCCCUAGCAACUCUCCUCUUAAAUCUCUCGUCCGCCAGAUCAUUGUCCCAUUCCACCUCCAUCCCCACAAAGCAGCAACGCGUACGAGACCAUGGCUACGACAACUACAUGGAAAUCGAGAAGAAGACCCGCAAGGUCCUCAAGUUCCAGGACCUCAUCCUCUCCCAGCCCAACCAAACCGUCCCCGUCUCUCGCCUGGAUCUCCUCGCUCGCCGCCUCGGCUUCAAACAACACGAAUCCGGCGCUUUCGUUCUCAAAUUCCCUCACGUUUUCGAUAUUUACGAGCACCCGGUUCAAAGAAUACUCUACAUUCGAUUAUCCCGGAAAGCCCUUUUGCAAAUUGAGCAAGAAAAGCAAGCUCUCGAUGCUCAAAUCCCCGACGCCGUGAUCCGCCUCCGGAAGCUUGUAAUGAUGUCGAGUACGGGUCGGAUCCGCCUCGAACAUGUGCGUAUUGCGAGGAAAGAGUUUGGCUUGCCUGACGAUUUUGAGUACUCGGUAAUUCUCAAGUACCCCCAAUACUUUCGAUUAUUCGAUGCUAAGGAGACUAGGAAUAAGUACAUUGCGAUUGUUGAGAGGGAUGAGAGUUUAGCGGUGUGUGCUAUAGAGAAAUCUAGGGAGAGAGAAUACAGGGAAAAAGGGAUCGAUGCUGAGGAUAUAAGGUUUUCGUUUAUCGUGAAUUUCCCACCUGGAUUUAAGAUCGGCAAGUAUUACAGGAUUGCAGUGUGGAAAUGGCAACGAGUUCCGUAUUGGUCGCCUUAUGAGGAUGUGUCGGGUUACGAUUUAAGGUCGCUGGAGGCCCAGAAGCGAAUGGAAAAGAGGGCGGUGGCAGCAAUUCAAGAAUUGUUGUCAUUGACUGUGGAGAAGAAAAUUACGUUGGAAAGGAUUGCACAUUUCAGGUUGGCGAUGAAUUUGCCAAAGAGAUUGAAGGAGUUUCUUCUUCAGCAUCAGGGGAUAUUUUAUAUUUCAACGAGAGGUAAUCAAGGGAAGCUGCAUACGGUUUUUCUUAGGGAGGCAUAUAAGAGGGGUGAUUUGAUAGAGCCAAAUGAUUUGUAUUUGGCAAGGAGGAUGUUGGCUGAUUUAGUCUUGUUGAGCCCUAGGAAGGCAAAUGUGGAUCGGGAAUUGGUUAAUUAUAGGAGAGAUAGAGAAGAUCAUGAAACAGGGCGCUUUAGAACCGAGUUUGUGGAUGAUGAUUUUCAUAAUUCCGCAGUUGAGGAUAAUGUUGGGAAAGAUAGGGAGGGGGAGGAUAAUUUGGACUCCGAUAUGGGUUCUGAUACUGGAUCUGAUUUUCUAGAUGAGAAUGAUGAUUGCCUUGAAACUUUGGAUGCAGAGGAUAUCCAUGUAGCUGAGAGCGAACUAAAACCAGUGGCUUGAGGCUAAUUUCAGAUGUUAUUGGCCAAUGAAGAAGUGAUGCAUUACAGAAGAAAAGCAUCGUCUUGAAAGACGAAUGAUUUAUAUUCAUGGGCUCAGAAGCACCUCCUAUAGGAAUUAGUUCUUGGAGAAGAUCUAAUG